Molecule: messenger RNA, 764 nt
Organism: Dermatophagoides pteronyssinus (European house dust mite)
Lineage: Eukaryota; Metazoa; Arthropoda; Arachnida; Sarcoptiformes; Pyroglyphidae
Product: histone H3-like
Cellular component (GO): nucleosome
Molecular function (GO): structural constituent of chromatin; DNA binding; protein heterodimerization activity
Source: RefSeq, a predicted model, not a curated record
UAAUAGAAAAAAAAUGGCUGACACGUGCGUAGUUUUUUUUCCCAUCAUCAUCAAUGUUAAUUUAAUUUUUUUUUUGUUGUUUCAAUUUUCUUUAUUACUCAAAAACUCGGUGACCAGCAUCAAUAACAAUUGCGGACAAAUAAAAUAUUUGAACUCCCCCCACCAACAAAAGAAAAAAAAAUGUCACGAAUAAAACAAGCACCAAAACAUUAUUCAAUACAAAUUACUAUUCGUAAACAGAAUUCAAAGAUGGAAAAAAAGAAAACAAAAUCAUCAUCAUCAACAACAACAACACCGAAAAAGAAUAAAACUAAAUCAAAAUUGUUGGAACGAUCAGUUAUUGAUUUUGAAACAAAAUCCGAAUUAUUAAAACAAAAACGUUAUCGACCAGGUACAAUGGCUUUAAGAGAAAUACGUAAUUAUCAAAAAUUAAAUAAAUUAUCAAUACCGAAACAAAAUUUUCAACGUUUAAUUCAAAGUUUAACAAAUGAUAUAUAUGGUAAUGGUAGAUAUCGUAUGCAAAAAUCAGCUAUUGAAGCAAUACAAGAAGCAUCCGAAAGUUAUUUAAUUAAUUUAUUACAUGAUACUAAUCUAUUAGCUAUACAUGCUAAACGUGUAACGAUAAUGCCUAAAGAUUUACGUUUAGCAAUACGUAUUCGUGGUGGUGGUGGUGGUGGUCAAUGAUGAAUAAUGUAAUCCUUUCGAUUUUGAAUGAAAAUGACUGAAUGGCUGGCUGGAGAAAUUGGAAAUUUUGCACAUUACCG